Molecule: messenger RNA, 978 nt
Organism: Penicillium coprophilum
Lineage: Eukaryota; Fungi; Ascomycota; Eurotiomycetes; Eurotiales; Aspergillaceae
Product: DNA repair protein RAD10
Exons: 1
Coding region: 1-978 (325 amino acids)
Biological process (GO): mitotic recombination; meiotic mismatch repair; UV-damage excision repair
Cellular component (GO): nucleus; ERCC4-ERCC1 complex; nucleotide-excision repair factor 1 complex
Molecular function (GO): damaged DNA binding; single-stranded DNA binding
Source: RefSeq, a predicted model, not a curated record
AUGGAUUUCCCGCGCCCAGAGAGCGGUAUGUCCCCUCGCCCUUCAGAUCUUUCAGCUCCAGGUGCAUCUUCUAGACCGAAAGUGCAACAACCGAAACCUCAAGCCCUCGCCAACCGCUCUGGUACUUCCGCGAUUUUGGUGUCCACGCGCCAAAAGGGCAACCCGAUUUUGACCCAUAUAAAGCUCCUACCCUGGGAGUACGCUGACAUUCCUGCGGACUACGUGGUUGGCACCACAACGUGCGCAAUGUUUCUCUCUUUGAAAUACCAUCGGCUACACCCAGAAUACAUCUACUCCCGGGUAACACAACUAGCAGGCAAAUACAACCUACGCCUUGUAUUGGUGAUGGUUGACAUUCAAAACCACGAGGAUAGUCUCAAAGAGCUGUCCAAAACUUCUAUCAUCAACAAUCUGACCUUGAUAUUGUGUUGGUCUGCACCAGAGGCUGCGCAUUAUCUCGAGCUCUUCAAGUCCUCGGAGAACGCACAGCCUACUGCCAUUCGAGCCCAACAGUCCCAAUCCUACAAAGAAUCACUCGUGGAGUUUGUUACGGUACCUAGAAGUAUCAAUAAGUCUGAUGCCGCAAGUUUGAUCUCCACAUUCGGCAGCUUGCAAAAUGCCAUCAAUGCACAGCCGGAGCAGAUCAGCGCUGUGCCGGGUUGGGGAGAGAAGAAGGUCCAGCAAUGGUGUCAUGCGGUUGGAGAAGAUUUCAGAGUCGAGAGCACGAAGAGGGUCUCUGCUCCUGCCACACAACGCCAGGCUCAACUGCCAGCCGAGAAUGUGGAUGAUAGCAAUGAUGAAAUGGGCGAGGAAGAUGAAGACGAGGCCAUUCUUCGUGACGUUCUAGCUGAAAGCAGGAAAAGAACAGUUUCCCAAGCUGCGCAACCUACUGAACCACCGACUCGAGGUCAUCGAACUGAAGAGAUGAGUGAAGGUAUUGCGGCCGCACUUGCCAGGCUUAGACACAAUGCCGGUUGA